GUCAGCAGGAUACUGUACAGCUUUGCCACAGCCUUUAGGCGGUCCGCCAAGAAGACGCUCCUCUCGGGCUUGGCUCCGCCCCUGACGCCAGACAGCGACGUCUUCACCUUCACCGUCAGUCUAGAGAUCAAGGAGGAUGAUGGGAAAGGGACCUUUAGCGCUGUGGCAAAAGACAAAGACAAGAACAGCUUUAAGCUGCGUCCUGGUAUGGACAAGAAGGUCUUCAUCUACGUACAGCAGACGUCCAAUAAGGAGCUGUCUAUAGAGAGGUGCUUUGGCCUACUGCUGAGCCCAGGGAAGAACGUGAAGAACAGUGACAUGCACCUGCUAGACCUGGAGUCGAUGGGGAAGUCAUCCGAUGGAAAGUCCUACAUCAUCACAGGGAGCUGGAAUCCCAACACGCCUCAGUUCCAGGCUGUCAACGAGGAGACAGCCAAAGAUACGUUUAUCUACAUGACGACGGCGGUGGACCUGGUGAUCACUGAGGUGGAGGAGCCGGUUCGUUUCCUGCUGGAGACCAGGGUCAGAGUCUGCUCCCCCAACGAGAGGCUCUUCUGGCCAUUCAGCAAACGCAGCUACACAGAGACUUUUACCUGA
Oncorhynchus gorbuscha (pink salmon) is the source of this 597-nucleotide messenger RNA. Its product is annotated as rab GTPase-activating protein 1-like. The record is from RefSeq and is a predicted model, not a curated record. The annotation marks the transcript as partial. The transcript is spliced from 4 exons. NCBI's taxonomy places the organism in Eukaryota, Metazoa, Chordata, Actinopteri, Salmoniformes, Salmonidae.